Molecule: messenger RNA, 974 nt
Organism: Bombus impatiens (common eastern bumble bee)
Lineage: Eukaryota; Metazoa; Arthropoda; Insecta; Hymenoptera; Apidae
Product: AP-1 complex subunit mu-1-like
Exons: 1
Biological process (GO): intracellular protein transport; vesicle-mediated transport
Cellular component (GO): clathrin-coated vesicle; clathrin adaptor complex
Molecular function (GO): clathrin-cargo adaptor activity
Source: RefSeq, a predicted model, not a curated record
UAUAACAAAUUUCCAAGAUGUCGACGUCUGCGAUAUAUAUUUUAGACGUGAAGGGGAAGGUUUUGAUUUCACGAAAUUAUCGUGGAGACAUAGAAACGGGUGUUAUAGAAAAGUUCAUGCCUCUCGUAAUGGAACGCGAGGAGGAGGGCAAUCUUACUCCGAUCAUACAAACCACAGAAUGCACAUAUGCAUAUAUAAAGUACAAUAAUUUGUAUAUCGUAUCCACUACAAAGAAGAAUGCAAACAUUUCCUUAGUAUUUGUAUUCUUGCAUAAACUGGUGCAAGUGAUGCAAGAAUAUUUCAAGGAAUUGGAAGAAGAAAGCAUACGAGAUAAUUUUGUAGUCAUUUACGAGCUUCUAGAUGAAUUAAUAGAUUUUGGGUAUCCGCAAACUACCGAUAGUAAGAUAUUACAAGAGUACAUUACGCAGGAAGGACAUAAACUUGAAAUUCAACCGCGCAUUCCCAUGGCUGUGACUAAUGCUGUAUCCUGGAGAUCAGAAGGUAUAAAAUACCGUAAAAAUGAAGUGUUUCUAGACGUGAUAGAGUCUGUGAAUCUUCUUGCAAAUGCUAAUGGAAAUGUUUUAAGUUCUGAAAUUGUGGGUGCAAUAAAGAUGAGAGUUUAUUUGUCUGGAAUGCCAGAAUUAAGACUCGGUCUUAACGACAAAGUAUUAUUCGAAUCUACAGGCCGUGGGAAGUCCAAAUCUGUGGAAUUGGAAGAUGUGAAAUUCCAUCAGUGUGUCAGAUUGUCUAGAUUCGAGAACGACAGAACAAUUUCAUUCAUUCCUCCCGAUGGAGAGUUUGAAUUAAUGUCUUACAGACUGAAUACACACGUAAAACCUCUGAUAUGGAUCGAAUCUGUCAUUGAGAGGCAUGCCCACAGCAGGGUAGAAUACAUGGUAAAAGCGAGAUCGCAAUUUAAGAGACGUUCUACGGCCAACAAUGUAGAAAUAGUAAUCCCAGUACCCAACGAUGCA